UAUAUAGCCGCACAACCCCUUCCUCACUGUAAACCCUAGAUCCCGAGCAUUAGCAGACGCUGAAAGGUUUAGAGAAAGUAAUGGCGAAUCCCAAAGUGUUCUUCGACAUCACCAUCGGUGGCAAACCGGUCGAAAUCAAUGGCCAAAAGGCCAACCGUGUCGUGAUGGAGCUCUUCAAGGAUGUCACUCCAAAGACGGCCGAGAAUUUCCGCGCUCUCUGCACCGGAGAGAAAGGAGUCGGGAAAUCCGGCGUGCCGCUGCACUUCAAGGGCUCAAAAUUCCACCGCGUGAUCCCCGAUUUCAUGUGUCAGGGCGGUGACUUCACAAGGGGAAACGGAACCGGAGGUGAGUCCAUCUACGGGGAGAAGUUUGCAGACGAGAACUUCAUUAAGAAGCACACCGGACCCGGCAUCCUCUCUAUGGCGAAUUCGGGGCCAGGCACCAACGGAUCUCAGUUUUUCAUCUGCACCGCGAAGACCGAGUGGCUCGAUGGUAAGCAUGUGGUGUUUGGACAGGUCGUGGAAGGCUAUGAUGUGAUCAAGGCGGUGGAGAAAGUUGGAUCCUCAGGCGGAAAAACGUCUAAGGAUGUGGUGAUUGAUGAAUGCGGUCAACUUUCUUAGAUCUCUCUGGUCUAGUGCUCUUAUGUCCGACUAUCCUUUUUCUCGUCGUCUUCGUCCGUCGUUUUACCUUUUGUGUUUGUUUGAAUCACCUUCCAUCUAAUUGUUCUGCUUUCGUUUGAGCACUUUGGUAUACCCACCUAUGUGUUAAAUAAGUUUUAAGAUUGUUAGUUGGUUACAUUGCUUUGAUGUGGUGUUCUUAUUACAUUUCACCUAAUUAAUUGGAAUCCAAGAAUAAUUAGCUAAUUCAAGUACAUCGUGGCUUAUUAUUCGCUAUGGUUUUCAAUCAUUUGAUACCCCUCCAAUUGAAUUGUCUUGGGAUUGCUCUAGUGCUGUAGUCGACAAUCUGCUUGAUCCCAUUAACAAGGUUUAGAUUUACAAAAUCGUAUUUCCCUUGUGCUUAUUUGGUUAUGGAUUUUGACAUUAACCAUGGUUUUGUUUUGGCUUUUUUAUGCUCCGUGUUCAUAUGGCUAUAUUUCGUUGCAUCUCAAGGAAAUAUUUCAUAAAAGGUUGCUAUAAGUAACAGACCUAAUGAAAAACGAUAUAUACUCUGUUGCAUGUGAAGUUAAAUUCUUUCUGUAGCUAAGGAGUGUGAUAGAACUCAUUGAAUGAAAUUCCCAGUCUCUGAAAUCCUCUCAUUUUCAAUGUGGUUCAAUUUUUCCGGUCAAACGGAGUAUUUGUAAUGCCUAUGUGGUUCAAUUUUUUUCACUUGCGGAGUAUAUUCUAGUUCUGACUAUCUCUUAUUUUCAUUCACAUGAACGUAUUUUUUAAUAACAUAAAAAGUUGAAAACUAACUUGAAAUCCUCAUAAAUCAAGCUUGCGGAGAUAGUGUGACAUAAAAUCUAUCCAGUGCCACAACUCACAAGAACUGAAAUACUGAGUAAUGGCUGAAGAAACGGCACACAUGAGGACACUGUUGAAUUUAGAAAUAGAAAAGGUUAGAGAGAAAAGAGAACAAAUUCAGCACCAUGUUCAACUGCAGCUGUUCGAUUGUUUCGAAAGAACUCUUAAACGUAAUU
Messenger RNA from Cuscuta epithymum, 1636 nucleotides. Lineage: Eukaryota; Viridiplantae; Streptophyta; Magnoliopsida; Solanales; Convolvulaceae. The record is from the annotation of a GenBank genome assembly.